Molecule: messenger RNA, 174 nt
Organism: Amoebophrya sp. A25
Lineage: Eukaryota; Dinophyceae; Syndiniales; Amoebophryaceae
Source: the annotation of a GenBank genome assembly
AAACAGGACAGCUGUUUUUGGCCCGACGAAGACCAAAGCCAGCCGAAGAUGGGCGAAACUGUGUCGUGCGAAGAGACUGAGAGCAGAUCCGACACUUCGAGAGCACGUUUUGAGUCAUCAAUUGCGCUUUCCCAAAUUAGCAUAUGUAUGGCAACAUUGGUUAAACAAUCUUGA